GGCCCUUGCGGUUGGUGACAGGAACUCGUCUCGUGUGAUAAACGUUGAAAGUCCAACAGCUUCCACAGUUCGGGAACUUUCAACGGUUCUGGAUCAGAAGUGAGACAUGUUUGCAGAUCCAGGCAAAAUCAAGGGUGUCGGGGGAAGUCCCCUCCCCGAGACCAUCAACCCCAAUAACUUCCCAGCCAAGCUCUGGCGUCUGGUGAACAACCCGGCAAAUAUUUCCAUCCGCUGGAACGAACAGGGCCAAGUCAUCGUCAUUGAUCGGCGUCUCUUCGAGGCGCAGAUCCUGUCCCCCAGCAACAGCGCCUCGGACAACGCCGAUGCCUUCAAGACGACCAACUUCUCGAGCUUUGUCCGCCAGCUCAACCUCUACGGCUUCAAGAAGGCCGUCAUGAACGGAAAACACGACUGCAGCCAGUGGGACUGCGUGCGGUAUCUCUAUUUCUACAACCCAAACUUCCUGCGGAACCACCCCGAGCUUGUCGCGAGUCUGAGGAGGCUGACUGUCCAGAACAAGGCCUUGAUGCAAGCUGGUCUGGGCGUGAAAAACCGGGUCCCAAGUCGAUUCUGCCGUUACAGUCGAGGCUACGAUGACAAGAAUACAGAUGUUACAAGAGGCAACUAUUCCCCGAUGAGCUCCCCUCAUCCGUACCAUAGACAAAAAGCUCAGGCCAUGGCGGCUCACAAUGGAACGCCGGUCCCACCGAGAUUCCUGCCGAGGGGUCACGGUGCAGCUCUGUCACCCAAUGCCUUCGUAACAGACAAAGGGAUACCUGUGUCGUUCAGCCAGCACUACUCCACCGGAGCGGCCUCCAACUCCAACCCCAUGCAUAUUCAGCAGGGUUUAUUGGCCUGCUCAAGCCGUGGAAAUCCAACUUACGCUUUUAAUGUGCAAUAUCCGCCUGGCUACUAUUCCCCACUCUGGCAGUGCUACCAUCAGAACCUUGUGGCGUCCCAAAUGGCAGGUAGGGGGCUUUCGGCAAGGUCGUUCUCAAGCCCAACUUAUUACCAGGGAAGCUAUCCUGUGAGUAUGUUGCAUCAUGUCGACCACAACCAGUACUCAAAGACCGAGGAGCACCAGGAGGUUAAAAAAAGUGACAUUCACUUGGACACCAUUUUCCAGAUUGCAGAUGAGGUGAUGCAAACUUCGACCAAUAGCCGCCUGGUUAGAGUUGCAACCCCGCAGAAGCCAGGCCCCGUGUUUGUGCCGUUCUCCGCUAACACCACUUCUUGGGACAAUCCCGCCGUGAAAUCUAACCAUUUGUCCCCUGGACCCAGUGUGAUAUCUGUGACCGGCAGGGCCGAUCUAUUCUCAUUUCAACCGAAGGAGGAAUCGGGGAUUUCACUCGCUGAGCAAUUGCCAGAAGAUGCCAUAUGCGAGGUAAGCCGAGACAUGGUAGAUUUCCUCAAGGAAUUUUGCUUUUCUUUUCUAAAGACAAGAUACUUUGCUGGGAAACAGCUGGAUGGUGUCCGUCUGGCAGUUUGCAAAUAGAAAAAGUCAUCCCUGAUGUGUAUUUUUUUAACAAUUGAUAGAGUAUUCAUAUUUAUUAGAGGAUGUGUAACAGCAGAGCAGAAGACCUGUACAUGAGUUGCUGAUGUUUCCUCUGUGCUCUGGACAGGUUAUCGUUGAUGAUACUGAGAGGUUGUAGGUGUCGAGUUAACGACUGAGGGACAGCAGUCAGGCCGAAAGCAGCACGUGCACAGGGAGCGCAAACAAUCUUUACACACGUUAUUGAACAUUUAGGGAGCACGUCCAGGAUGAAAGUAGUGGAAGAAAGGUUUCCUGACAGUUCGUAGUAUUUAUUGUUUUGUCGUGCAGGCGUCUUAAUUCACUGCAGGAUGUGAUCUUAAACUAUCACUAUUACCCGACUUUAAUCUCCAUUUUUAAUGAUUCGUUGUUUUGCACAGGUCUGUUGAUGUGUUCAGAUUUAAAUCUUUAAAACAUUUUUUUAAAGAAUUGUGUAAAUAGUUCUGUGUUGUACAUUUCUGUGUUUCUUUAUUGUGAGUGACUUUGGAACAUUAAAACAUUUAAAUUACAGUACUGGUAACACGGUAAAUAUUUUACAAAUAAAUUAUAUGGGCACAGUUAUACCUCGACAUUUCUGCCACAGUAAUAUAUAAGAUGUAAAGCUUUUAAAGAAUUUUUGUUUGAAGUAUAAUUUAUUCAGAUUUGUUGCAGUCGGGCUAACAGCCUCUCAUUUUAAUUAACAGGUGUUUGACUUACUGUCUGCUUUUAAUAACUUAAUCGGUUUGUUGUAACAAACUGAUGUAAUGGGGGAGAAAAUGUUGAAUGAAUUGCAUUAAAUUAUAAUUAUUAGAUCUACUCCUGAUACUUUGCUUUGUGAUGGUGACCUAGUGGUGGUUGCAUUUCCCAACCUUUUAUUUCCCGCUGCAUCACUCAUACGGUUGUACUUUGAAAACGUGUAA
Messenger RNA from Pseudoliparis swirei, 2430 nucleotides. It is a transcript of the gene hsf5, whose product is annotated as heat shock transcription factor family member 5. Bases 107 to 1495 code for a protein of 462 amino acids. The record is from RefSeq and is a predicted model, not a curated record. Lineage: Eukaryota; Metazoa; Chordata; Actinopteri; Perciformes; Liparidae. Gene Ontology annotation, molecular function: sequence-specific DNA binding; DNA-binding transcription factor activity. The transcript is spliced from 5 exons. Gene Ontology annotation, biological process: regulation of DNA-templated transcription.